This is a messenger RNA of Lactuca virosa, 699 nucleotides long. Lineage: Eukaryota; Viridiplantae; Streptophyta; Magnoliopsida; Asterales; Asteraceae. The record is from the annotation of a GenBank genome assembly.
AUGGACUACGGGCAUAGUAUUGACGUUACAAAUACUUCUUGUUCAAUAAAUCUACCGCACAAGGAUCUACUCGAAGAUAUACAAGAAUACAACAAGACCUGUCGUCCACUGAUGAAAGCAUCAUUUAUGGGCGACUGGCAAGCUGCCAAGGCCAUCAUUGAUGAACGGCAGGAGCUGGUACUGUUUUCUAUCACAGCCAAUCAGGAGACACUGCUCCAUCUUGCUGCUUCAGCAGAAAACACCAAGCAGACACAAGAGUUUCUGCAAAAUCUUGUAAAUAUAUUGGAAAUGAAAGACUUGGAACUUGAGGAUCGCAAUUCCUGGAACGCCUUUCAGAUUGCAGUUGCAAAUGGAAGUAUGGAAAUGGUUGAUAUAAUGCUACAAAAGAACCAAGCCCUGCUAAGUAUCCCCAAUAUGAAGAACGAUUUUCCAUUAAGCAUAAGUGCUUUCUAUGGACAUCUUGACUUGACAAGGCAUCUGUAUCAACUUUCCGAGGGGACGAUCGACACGUACAUGACAACCAGGGAUCUAAAUUUUUUUGUCUGCCACUGCAUUAGGAGCGAAAUGUUUGAUAUAACAUUAAAACUAUUGACCAAAUUCCCUUACAAAAUGUUCGAUCAAACUUAUAUGAUUAUACUCGAUGAAUUGGCUCGAAGGCCUGAAGGCCUGAUUCACUUAAUAGACCAAAACAGAAUAUGA